AUGCCCACCUUUCGAAUGGGAGCUCAGAAUAAAACUUGUCAUUCGACAUUUGAGCUACCAGCUAAGAUGAAUCGACAACUUCUUCUUGUCUUUGUCGCUAUCUGCGUGCUCUCCCAAAACGCAAUGGCUCUCCGUGGCGCGCUUUUCCGUUCCGGACGCAGUCUUCUUCACCGUCAAAUUAAUCAGGAGGUCGCUAUCGAGCAACCGCAGAUGAUUCAAUCCGAGAAACGUUCUCCUGUCGUUGAGCUCUAUCCGGUGGUCGACACAGGAAAUGGGGAUCCAGAAGCGUUCGCAUCAUACUUCAGAUUUUAA
Messenger RNA from Caenorhabditis remanei, 312 nucleotides. RefSeq lists its product as uncharacterized. The record is from RefSeq and is a predicted model, not a curated record. The coding region runs from base 1 to 312 and encodes 103 amino acids. Lineage: Eukaryota; Metazoa; Nematoda; Chromadorea; Rhabditida; Rhabditidae. The transcript is spliced from 3 exons.